Molecule: messenger RNA, 3318 nt
Organism: Debaryomyces hansenii CBS767
Lineage: Eukaryota; Fungi; Ascomycota; Pichiomycetes; Serinales; Debaryomycetaceae
Gene: MPH1
Product: 3'-5' DNA helicase
Exons: 1
Coding region: 1-3318 (1105 amino acids)
Biological process (GO): replication fork reversal; double-strand break repair via synthesis-dependent strand annealing; interstrand cross-link repair
Molecular function (GO): four-way junction helicase activity; 3'-5' DNA helicase activity; four-way junction DNA binding
Source: RefSeq, a predicted model, not a curated record
AUGAAUAGCGAUGACGAUUCCGUAUUUAAUGAUGAUUUAAACGACUCAGAAAUAACUAAUCUUAUCCACAAUAUCCCUCUGUCGCUGUCUCUGUGUCUGUCCCUGAAGAAUAAGUUACAAAGGAAUCUAUACGGAGAGAUAAUUCCUGAGCAGUACGUUGAAAUUGAUUCAUCCAAAGGUUAUACAGAGUUACCUCCUACACACCAUGCCCUUAAUUAUGAAAAUUUAUCCUCAUAUAUUUAUCCCACAAACUUUGAAGUUCGUGAUUAUCAAUUCAACAUUGUGCAGCGUGCGUUCUAUGAUAAUUUAUUGGUUGCAUUACCUACGGGUUUAGGUAAGACAUUUAUUGCUAGUACUGUUAUGCUCAAUUUUACUCGAUGGUUUCCUCGGGGCAAGAUCAUCUUCAUGGCUCCCACAAAGCCAUUGGUAGCUCAACAGAUUAAAGCAUGUUGUGGGAUUACGGGUAUACCAACUUCAGAAGUGGCGAUUUUGUUGGACAAAUCCAGAAGAAAUAGAGCAGAUAUAUGGGAUUCGAAGACGGUGUUUUUUACUACACCUCAAGUGGUUGAAAAUGAUUUGACAGCGGGUAUUAUUGACCCGAAAGAGGUUGUUUUAUUAGUGAUUGAUGAAGCUCAUAAGUCUAAAGGUAAUUAUGCUUAUAAUAAUGUUGUGAAAUUUAUAACGAGGUUCAAUAUUUCGUUCAGAAUCUUAGCUUUAACUGCUACACCUGCUUCUGAUGUUGAAGGUGUUCAAGAAAUCAUUGAUAACCUUUCAAUCUCAAAGGUUGAGGUCAGAACAGAACAGAGUAUUGAUAUCACUAAAUAUAUGAAACAAAAGAAAAUUGAAAGAGUAACUGUCUCACCCUCGGUAGAGAUUUGUGAGCUUGUUGAUAUGUUAUGUACUGCAAUUCAGCCCGUGUUAUCGAUGGCAAAUGAGCGAAGAAUAUAUGAUAUGAGUGAUCCACUGAAAAUUAAUGCCUUUCAAGUUAUUGACGCCUCCCAAAGAUUAUUAAAGAACCCAACUAUACCAGAGGGUCUAAAAUGGCAGAACUAUUUCAUUUUACAAAUUUUGAACGUAGUAGGUCAAGCUUUGAGAAGGUUAAAUAUAUAUGGAAUAAAAUCAUUUUAUAACUAUUUUGACCAAAAGCAUAAGGAGUUUACAAUAAAAUUUAAAAAUAAAAAGUCAAAUAAUCAAACAGCUGCCAGGUUUUAUUUUCACGAUAAUAUUAAGUUAAUACUUGAUAAAUGUAAAGAGUUAAUUGCAGAUGAUAAUUUUCUAGGUCAUCCCAAGCUUGAAAUUUUAAUCAACGAAUUAGAUGAAUUCUUUAAGGAAAAUGAAGCAAAUGAUUCUAGAGUAAUUAUUUUUACUGAAUUUAGAGAAUCUGCUCUAGAUAUUGUAAGUUCGAUUGAAAGGAUAGGAAGUAACUUAAGACCUCAUAUUUUCAUCGGUCAGUCUAAAGAAAAAGAAAAAUUCGAUGAAGAAGCAUAUUUAAGUAAGGGAAAAAAGGGUAGGACGAAAGGUAAAGCUACAAAGGGCAAACAGAAUAGUGAGACUCCUGAGAGAUCGACCUCGCGUACGAGUUCAGAAGAUGCUCAGAUUAAAGGUAUGAAUCAAAAAUUACAAAAAGAUUUAAUUAAAAAAUUCAAAAAGGGUGAAUAUAAUAUAUUAGUCGCAACGUCUAUCGGUGAAGAAGGUUUGGAUAUUGGUGAAGUUGAUUUGAUUGUCUGUUAUGACUCCACCAGUUCUCCGAUUAAGAAUAUUCAAAGAAUGGGUAGAACAGGUCGUAAAAGAGACGGUAAGGUACUCUUGUUAUUUGCUGGAAACGAAGAACUGAAAUUUGAUAAGGCAAUGGCUGGAUAUGAAUUUAUUCAACAGCAUAUAAUGAAUGGUAGGCUAAUCACGUUAGCUCAAAGUAAUCGCAUAAUACCGAAAAGUUAUAAACCAAUAGUUGAAAAGAAGUUUAUUGAAAUUCCUGAAGAAAAUACAGAAAUUAAGGCUGAAGAAGAUGAGGAUGAAAUUAUAAGAAUUGCUACACUGUAUAUGAAUAAUAAAGGCAAAAAAGUGACCAAGUCCAAAUCCAAGUCUAAGUCUAACUCCAAAUCUAAAAAAAUUGAAAAGAGGUUUUUCAUGCCUGAUAACGUUACUACUGGUUUUCAAAAUGUUACUAGUAUGGUUAGAAAGGCAGAUAGUGAUAAAUCAGUGGCAGACAAAAGAAGAGAAAAAGAUCUCUUAGAUAAGCUUUUAGAUUCGGAUACUGAAGAUGAAUUAUUAAUUCAAAGUAAAAAGUCACCUGUAAAAGAGAAUCAAAGCAAGAGACCUAACUCGGAGCAUAUAUGUGAAGAGGACUCUAGGCAAGAAACUGAAAAUAAUAGCAAUGAGUCAAAUGGUAGCUUUGAGAAUGAAAAUGAUCAAAAUAAAGAAAGUGGGGUUUCAUAUCCAUUAUCUUAUCGUCAAACUCCUCCUAAGUUAGGAAUAAGACGAUUAUCGCCCCAGGUUAGUAUGAAUAUAAACCUUGAUGCCCCAGUGGCGACUGAAGAAGCUGCACCAUUGGUAACAGGAAAACUGACUCUGCCGCCUGAAAAUGUGGCUGAAAAGAGAAAUUCACCAAUUCUAAAUUCAAGCAACCGGGAAUGUGCACCUAAACAAAAAACCUUGGGUUUAAAAAGAAGGAAAGCUAAUAGUAUCACCGAUCAACUUAAGCGACACUAUAGUAGAGUAAUUAAACCUAAUACAGCCUAUCGAACAAUUACGGUCAGUGAUGAUGAAAAACUGGUCGAGGAUAGCAUAAACAAUCAGCAAUUGCAUAAAAAUAAGAAUUUAGGGUCCACUUCAGAUGAUGAUGAUGCAUUUGAUGAGGGAGACGUAUUUGAUGAUGGUAUGGACGAUGAGCUAGCGUUGAUCGCGAACGACAAACUAUCUUCCUUUGAACGGUCAUUAUCGCCAAACCUUCCAGCGCAAAAUAAUGCUUCGGACGAAGUAUAUAAACAUGAAUUCUCCCCGGGAGAAGGCGUUUUGAACCAAGAACAAAUGCUAGAACUCUACACCUCGUAUUUUUCUCUUUUAGAUCCUGCUGAUAGAGUUGAUUUUUACGAUCCCUUGAACUUCAAUCAAAAGCCAAAUACAUCAAUAAAUCAUCGUGGACGAAUUGGCCACAGUCAAGUCUCUAGAAGGCUACUUCAAUCUUCAAAAUUCAUAGGGUCAGUAUCUACUACAACUGCCAAAAACAUCGUGAAACGUUACGCCCAAACCUACAAUACAACAAAUCAUCAACAUAAUAUGCAUAUUGUUCAAGAAAUAACGAAUUCCAGCUCUAAAUAA